AUCGCUCUCGCUCUGAUGCCCCUUCUUACUGACAUACAACCUGACUGACAUCAGAAUUUUCCAAAGUUUAGUGCAGAACGCGAAUAAAUAUAAAUAAAAUAAUUUUAUUCUUAGUGCCUAUCUUAUGUUCAACAAAGUUAAAGAUUUCAAAACAUAGUCUUAUCCCAGGUAAUGACAAAUAAGGAGUUGUCAUUACCUCCCGCAAUUAUGGAACAGAAAAACUCUGUUACAGAAGUUGCUGGAAUGUCAAAUGGUUACAGACGUCCAAGAACUAGUGCCGAUUUUUACGAAUUUUGUACAAUGGUUUUGCAAUACGCAAAUUACGAAGGCUGGAAAAAAGAUGAACUACGUAACGAGACAAACCAAAGCCCUCCCUUGGACAGCUCGGGGAGUAGUGUCAAUUCAGAGUCCACUAGUUCCGGUCAAAAGGAUAAACAAAGUGAAGAUGAUGAAGAUAGCGACUCUUUUAAUUUAGUUACUUGUUUUUGUGGCAAACCCUUUGCAGGUAGACCUAUGAUAGAGUGCUUGGAGUGCUUAACAUGGAUACACCUGUCCUGUGCUCGGAUUAAAAAAAACAAUAUACCAGAAGUGUUCCUAUGUGCCACGUGCAAAAAGAAGCAGCGAUCUGUGUCUCCCACUAGUCCCCCUGAUAAAGCUGUGAAACGUCCGCGUAGAUCGACGUAGAGUUAUUACAGAUACAUUGUAUAUAAACUAUACGUAGAAAACAAUGUAAAAAUGUAAAUACUCUAAUGUAAAUUCUUGAUUAUGUGCCCUUAAAAGGCCGUUUUAAUCACAAAAUUUAUUAACCUAUACAAAAUGAUAGUAUCUCUAUAUUUGUUGACUGUUUUAGUGAUGCUAUAUGAAUGUGAUAGGUGCGAAGUAUUCUCCAUUUUUUAUUUUAUUCGUGCCCCCACUCAUGUGUCAUUUAUUUUACAUCUUUAGUUAUAAGAGAACGUGUUAAGUUUAGGAAUGAAAAAUGGAGUGUACUGUCAAUUUUACUAUUUUUACAGCACAACAAGUAUUGUAAAAAUAAUAAAUCGACGCAUAAGCGUUCUAUAUUUUGUAAACGAAAAAUUCUAUAUUUAUAAAAAGAGAUCAUUGUUCGGCAACACAUUUUCAUAUUGAUGUUGGGAUUUGAACGUUUUGAUGGGCAAUCAUGGGAAAAUAAUAAGUCAGUUAAUUGGUAAACGCUCUCGUUUUGUCUGCAGCGUUCUCUUUUUUAAGACUUGUUUCGUCGUGAUUUGUUUCUACACAAUUUUUGUCUUACUUCAACAUGUCGUAACACGUCGUCGUUGCACGUUUAACUGGUCAUACGUCAGUCUUUUUCGCAUUAUUUACAGAAUCAAUUAUUUUUACUUUUGUUUCUCAGUCGAGUUUUCAAGAUGCGCUGAAAACACUCCUUUUUUAAUUUUCUACGUGGCUGCACUUCUUCAUGUCUAGUGACUUUCCGUUGUUUGUUCACCCACUCACUAAUUUGGAUGAUCAUAAUUCAUAAUCAUAACUGACUGCAAAUAAUGCGACACCGCCACAAAAAAGACUGACGUAUAGCUGACUAAACGUCAGAACGAACAAGCUGAACAUGUUCGAGUAAGCAAAUGGCGUCCGAGAACAAAUCGAGACUGUUUUUGUACUUUUAUUUUAUUUUUUUACUCAAUUGUAAAUUUUUAUCGUGCGACAAUGUUUAUUUUUAUGCAAUUAAUUUUAUAAAUACUCUAUAGGUGUUUUUCAAAUAACUGAGUCUAUUAUUUUCAGUUGUGAACACAUGAAAAAUUGUGAUAUUCUUUAAAAUAUAAUAUAUUAUAGUGCGCCCUCAAAGUUAUGACAAAUACAUUGCUAUAACUUUUUAUUUAUUGAUUGUUUUGUUAUUGUGAAUAAUUUCGAUUGUCAACGCUUAUGUCUGCAAUUCUCACUUUCCCAAGUGAUAGAUCUUUACACGGGACUUUAUUAUUUAUUGUAAAAUAUGUAGAUUAAACUUGAUUAAAAUGUUUUGCUGGACUGAAUUGUUUUAAGUUUGUUACCACAUUUUCAAGAAGUAUCUCACACACGAAGUAACUAACAUUUAGUUAUUGAUCAAUUUUCUUGCAGAUGUUGGUGUACCUCUAAUAUCAGUUAUAGUUUGUAGCAUAAGAUUAUUUUGAUAUGUUGUAUGUUAUAUUUUACUUCCCGUAUAUUUUUAUAUUAUAUUAAGUUCGUGGUAUUAAAGUUACACAGGUCUUUCAGACACGUGUUGUUAAUGAUAAACAUGAAAAAAUUAAAUACUUUUUAUAAGGCAUUGUAUUUGCAAUAAAAUUUAAAUGUUU
This is a messenger RNA of Zophobas morio, 2300 nucleotides long. Its product is annotated as PHD finger protein 23A-like. Bases 172 to 684 code for a protein of 170 amino acids. The transcript is spliced from 5 exons. Lineage: Eukaryota; Metazoa; Arthropoda; Insecta; Coleoptera; Tenebrionidae. Gene Ontology annotation, cellular component: nucleus. The record is from RefSeq and is a predicted model, not a curated record.